Molecule: messenger RNA, 3028 nt
Organism: Oncorhynchus keta (chum salmon)
Lineage: Eukaryota; Metazoa; Chordata; Actinopteri; Salmoniformes; Salmonidae
Product: CD151 antigen-like
Exons: 8
Coding region: 229-1017 (262 amino acids)
Cellular component (GO): membrane
Source: RefSeq, a predicted model, not a curated record
GGAACAGAACUGCCUCAGGGCAGAAAAAAAGCAAGGUGAUUGGGGUGGAGUCGACACGACCUACUGUGCAGUCACAGACUCCAGUGGACUAGCUACUCACAAGUUUACCAUUUUGCGCUUUGGUUUGGACAAUUGAAGGAAUCCCUGAAAAAAAUAUAGUUUUAAACGUCUCUAUCUAUUAUUUUGGAUACAUCAACGCCUUGCUACUUGUAACAACACAGCCGCAGCAUGGGGGCACCACCAACAGCGUACGACGAGAAGAAGGAAACAUGUGGGACCGUCUGUCUGAAGUACCUCCUAUUCACAUUCAACUUCCUUUUCUGGCUGGCAGGGGGCGUGGUGAUGGCGGUGGGCAUCUGGACGCUGGUGGAGAAGAGCGACUACAUCAGCCUGCUCUCCUCCGUGACCUACGCCGCCUCCGCCUACAUCCUUAUCCUAGCCGGGGCCAUCGUCAUGGUGACUGGAGUGCUGGGCUGCUGCGCCACCUUCAAGGAGCAGAGGAGGCUGCUGAGAGUGUACUUUGUCCUGCUGCUGUGUAUCUUCCUCCUGGAGAUCCUCGCCGGUGUCCUGGCCUACAUCUAUUACCAGCAGCUCAAUGAGGAGCUGAAACAGAACCUGCGGGAGACCAUAGUGCAGAAGUACAGGCAGCCAGAGCAGGAGCACAUCACCAAAGCAGUGGACAAGCUGCAGCAGGAGUUUAAGUGCUGUGGCAGCAACAGCUCGUCGGACUGGGGCGAGAGCGUGUGGAUCCGCACCAAUGAGGCGGAUGGCAGGUUGGUGCCGGACAGCUGCUGUAAGACCCAGACGCUGGGCUGCGGCCACAGGGACCACCCGUCAAACAUCUACAAAGUGGAGGGGGGUUGUAUCACUAAACUGGAAAACUUCAUUUUGGACCACCUGAAGAUCAUUGGAGCGGUGGGCGUGGGCAUCGCCUGUGUACAGGGAAGUCUGGAAGAUGUCAGCCUGAAAUGUAUCUCAAAACAAGCAGUGGCAGCAAACAACUGUGUCUCAGCUUAGCCAAGACUAGCGCAGACUGCUAUCACUCUCUUCAGUCAGGGUGCCACUCAACGGCCAGUCAACUCUCUCUUUUUCACAGAUUGCCAAUUACAAUUCCCAAGUUAUCCACAUUAAGGACAUAGAUUUAUUGAUAUAUCCACAGAUAAUGUAUCUAUUUAGAAGGACUUUCCUGAUGAUUAUUUUACUGUCCUGGUCCCCUGUAAAGGGCAUUAGCAUGAGCGGAUGGUCAGGGCCUGGAACAUAAUUGCAAAUAAUUUGUAGACUGCAAAUUGACUACAAGAAGCCGAAACAGAUAUAACAUUUGACUAAAACCUAAUCAUUUCAAAACUUGCUUACAUUUGUGUACAAUCACAUAUACAGCAUCUCUCCAUUAUGCGAAGAAAGACUUUGGAACAGAUUUCUAAAAUGUAAAUAAUUUGGAUCUGAUUUUCGGGUGUUUUUACAGUCUUUUAUGUCAGAAAACUUGGGGGGCCAAACACCUGUGGGCCGUCAGUCAGGGAACCCUGCCAUAGACGGUGACAACUUGCUGCACAGGAGGAUUUUUAUUGUUGCCCGGCAAACAAUAAUGAGUAGUUAGGACGUCGCGAAAUGGUCGCCAAAAGUCAUCAGGACGUUGUGUUAUGAACGUGUGGAGGUUUUGUCUAGUUCCCCUGGAGAACGUUCCCUUGUGAUCAUCACACGACGCCCUAAAGACUAGUCAAAUUAACCUCCUGAGAACGUUAUAUAAAGGUCCUGACAUGGUCCUCAGUGAUGUCCCCGGGAACUUACAGGGAACUAGACAAAGGUCUCCCAGAGAACGUUCCCUUGGGACUAUCAUGCGACGUCCUAAGGACUAGUAAAAUUAACAUCCAAAAUAUGUCCUAAUAAGGUCCUCAGGGACGUCCAGGGAACUUAUAGGGUACUAGACAAAGGUCCCCCAGAAAAUUUCCACCAGAGUGCUGGAAUCAGGACGUUCUCAGGAUGUUCAUUUUACUAGUCCUUAGGACGUUGGAACUUACAGGGAACUAGACAAAGGUUCCCCAGAGAAUGUUCCCAAAGCAGCAUCUCACAGCAUCCUCGGGACUAGUAAAAAUGAACGUCCUGACAUGGUCCUCAGUGACGUCCUGGGAACUUACAGGGAACUAGACAAAGGUCCCCCAGAGAAUGUUCCCUUGGGACCAUCACUCAAGGUUCUUAGAAUGUCAGUCAAAACCUUUAAGGGACCUAAUGGGAAUGUCACUGCAUGUCCUCAGGAAAUCCCCUGUUUGCUGGGUAUGCACUUUACCUGAAAAUCCAGUUCCAUGUUUUGAUUGAACAGGGUCUUAGCCUUUAGUUCUUCAAAUUCUGUGCACAAUAAAACGUUUAGCCUUUUCAAUAAGAUCAACCUCUCUUUCAAAAUGGAGGAUAUGGAUGAGAGCUCUCCUCUGAAUCAGUGCUGGAAUCAGACUAGCCCCUUGCCAGGGUAUGUUUUUUUGCUCCAGACAAACCAUGCCGGCAGUUACCAUGACAACAAACAGAAUUUCCCCUUCACACCUCACCCAAAUGCAUUUCGCUGCCAGAGCAACACAGCGCCCUCUCUCUGCGUACAAACGGCCUGAUUCCUGGCAGCGUCCUCAAGAGACAAGGGGAUAAGCUCAGACAGAGCUCCUGCAGACAAUUGGAGCAAAACAUCACGCGUUACAUAACGCCUACUAUCAAACUGAUGUCUUAUUUGCAGCCCUUUCAUUGAUAGGCUAUGACGAGCCCGGAACAUUACAUAGUCAUGGGGAAAGUGCACACAUGAAUGGCUCAACCAUUUGGAUCAACUACACUAGGCCAUACACAGGCUCAUUCUGUAGGUAACUGCUAUACCUAAAACUAGCUCAGCAAGGUGAUCAGAGUGUAAUGUAUCAUGACAUGUGUAUUGAAUAUGCUUGUCUUUACCAUAGAUCUUUAAUGAUUUGCUUUUGUAAAAAGUCUGGUAUAUAGUUCAGCAAAGUUAAUUUAUUUUUGCCUUAUUCAAGCCGCCAUAAAAUAAAAAUAUCUUCCCAAA